AUGGCUAAAACCGUCAUUGCGUUUGAUCUCUACGGCACAUUAUUGUCGACUGAGUCGAUUGCAAAUGAGCUGGCCAGGGUCUAUGGCGAGGAUGAGGCCAAAUUAAUCGCCACCCAGGCAAGGCGAUACCAGCUCGAGUACACCUGGCGUAUUAAUAGCAUGGACGAUGUAGCCUUUGACACUGGGGAUAUACAUUCAAGCAUGUUGCGUAGCACAAGCGGUGAUGCUACGCUGUUCACGCCGCGUCCAGUAACUGACGACCAGGUAGGCCUAUACCGAUCAUUCUCCGAGUUGACCAGACACUCUUUUCGCCAGGCAACUGCAGAAAUCGGCCUAGAACUUUCCAGGGACCAAGAGGAACGCAUCCUUGAUGCCUAUAAUGGACUAGACACAUUCCCAGAUGCAGACAAGGGUCUCGCGCUUGUGUCGCAAACGCCUUCUCUUAAACCGUAUAUAUUUUCCAACGGAACAAUGGCGAUGAUUACUUCUUCGCUCAAGACCUCGCCAUCGCUGGCCAAGUCGGGAACGACAUUCUCAGAGUCUAAUAUUGUCAGUGUCGAUCCCCUCGGCGUGUUCAAACCAGAUCCUCGGACGUAUAGACACAUGGUUGAGAUGGCUGGUUUGACACAUCAGUUGGACAAGGUCUGGCUUGUGAGUUCGAAUCCCUUUGAUGCUGCGGGUGCUGUUGCCGCCGGACUGAGGAGCGUUUGGGUAGGCCGACAGGGAACUGGGUGGAUUGAUGGACUGGGCGGUGCGCUUGGUGUCAGUCCAACGGCAGUCGUUGGGAGCGUUGAAGAGGCUGUGAGAGAGAUUAUCAGGUUAGACGGUUUGGAUUAG
This is a messenger RNA of Metarhizium brunneum ARSEF 3297, 837 nucleotides long. RefSeq names its product (S)-2-haloacid dehalogenase (gene dhl). Lineage: Eukaryota; Fungi; Ascomycota; Sordariomycetes; Hypocreales; Clavicipitaceae. The record is from RefSeq and is a predicted model, not a curated record.